AUGAGUCUCAAGCUGGGCAAUUUCCUUUGUCCCUUCAAGGGCAAGGGGGACGAUUUCAAUGCAUUUCUCUCGAAAUUUGGUGUGUUGGCCAAAAUAUCAAAAUGGACGUCGGACGACGACAAGAUGAAACACCUUCCGCUCUUUCUGGACGGCGACGCUUUUCUUGUGUAUGAUCGAUUGUCGGACACCGACAAGGCAGAUCCGGAUGUCGUGUUCUGCAAGUUGUCAUCUGCGUUCGCCGUGAUGAAGUCGCAGGCAUACGGCCUGUUUGUACAGCGUAAGCUGAAACCCGAUGAGUCGGUGGACGCGUACGUCUCCGAUCUGCAGCGGUUGCUGGGCCUGUCUGGUCACAGCGCGACUGAUGAUGCGGAUACUGUCGUGAUAGAACAGUUCAUCAGUGGGUUACCCGUAGAAUUUAUCCAGCCCCUGCGCAUGGCCACUGCUGGGAAAAAAUUGAAAGUGUCCGAGUGCGUGGAGCAGGUACGUGCUCUACAAGCUACGCAUGCUGAUUGUAUACGCAGUCCGAUGGUGGUCGCCAGUGCUGCAACUGGAGGUACUGGAGGUGCGUCCCGCAGCGUAUUUUGCCACCAGUGCCACGAGCCUGGACAUAUUCACCGGAACUGUCCUCGCCGAAAGAGGCACCAUGAUCCUUAUGGCGGUGGAGAACGAACAUGCUUCUUCUUCGACAAGCCUGGCCAUGUCAAGUCUGCGUGCCCGGAGCGCAAAGCUUGGAUGGCGGCCUCCGCUGGCAAAUCUGCUGCCAGGGUGUCAAAAGCUGACAAGAAAGCCCCAGUCCUGUGCAUUUCAAGUGCCUCUGGUCCUGGCACCCUCCCGAGAAUGCAUGCGGACGUACGUUGUUGUGGUGUCAAUUGUAACUGGGACCGUGUCACUGCUGUUAUUGACACUGGGUCAACCCAUACACUGAUCUCUGCUAGCUGCACCUCAGUACUGCCGGCCAACUGCCCGGUCGAUCGCACGUCGAAUGUGCUCGUUGCCUUGGAUGGCCAACUAUUGCCUGUCGUUGGGACUGUUCGCCUGAUGCUGAAACGUACUGACGGCCCAGUCCGUCUCUCACCAAUCGAGGUUACAGCCACUGUCGUCAAGAGUUUGGAUGCUGUGGAUGCCUCCGUGCUCAUCGGGACAGACAUCAUUGCUGCAGCUGGUGGUCUCAGCCUACACUCUGAUGGUGAUGACACUGUGUUGCAUACGGAUGAUGGUGAGGCCAGAUGGCGUGCGGACAAGCAGUACUGGGAGGUGAAAUGGUCCUGGAAAGAUGUUGUUGCACCCAGCGAGCCUGUCGGCCAUGGCAUCGGCGAGUAUUCUCGCUCCAAGCUGACACCAGACCAAGAGGGUCUUUUCCAGGCCGAGGUUCAGAAGUGGCUGGAUAGUGAUUUCCUCGUUCCCCAUGACCGGGAACUUCAUGGUGACCCUGUGGCUGUUCUACCCUUGCUGGCUCAAGUACAGGAGCACAAGGGCACCACACCGGUCAGACCGUGUCUGGACUAUCGUUUCCUGAACCGCCGUCUUACUUCGCAGCCUGGUGGCGAUGCUCCUGUGUGUGAGAAGGCCCUCCGACGCUGGCGAAGUGAUGGCCGCCCUGAAGAGUACUGUUUGCUUGAUAUCCGCAAGGCGUAUCUACAAGUUCGUGUCGCUCCGGACUUGCUGAAGUUCCAGACAGUGAUGUGGAACGGCCGUGUCUACACUAUGACUCGGAUGGGCUUUGGCCUCAAUGUCGCUCCGAGGCUGCUGACGAUGAUUGUCCAAUGGGUCACGCGCGACUUUGCAGGCGUCGAUAGUUACAUCGACGAUACCCGCACGCCCAUUGCAUGCCGUGAUGCACUCGCUACUCGUUUAGCCGAAUUUGGUCUCCCGACGAAACCUGCCGAGCCACUCAUCACUGCUCGUGUUCUUGGUCUGCAGCUGGCUCAGGACGACGAUGGCAUCGUUAACUGGUCGCGCCGCGCUGGUGUCGGUCUACAGCUGCCUCGGCCUGCUACCAAGCGCUCGUUAUUUAGCUGGUGUGGUCGUUUGACGGGGCAUGUUCCUAUCUGUAACUGGCUCCGUCCCACUUGCAGCUUCUUCAAGCGACUGAUUGGUGCGAGCACCGCCUGGGGUGACCCGGCCCCCGAUAAUGUCUUGCGGCUCUGCACGGAGGUUGAAACCAAGCUGCAACAGCACGGUGACCCUGCACGUGGUCGGUGGUGGACGAGCCCUGACGGUGGUUCUGACUGUGCUGUGUAUGUCGAUGCAUCUGUUGUUGGCCUGGGUGUAGUCGUGUCCGUCGAUGGCCAAGUGAUGGAAGAUCGCUCGUGGCUACGUCCGAAAGACGACAAGCGGCAUAUCAAUGUCGUUGAGCUGGAGGCUGCAAUCAAGGGCCUUUCUCUUGCCGUGGCCUGGAAAUUCUCUUCUGUCCGUCUGGUCACCGACUCGAAAACAUAA
This is a messenger RNA of Sycon ciliatum, 2439 nucleotides long. RefSeq lists its product as uncharacterized. NCBI's taxonomy places the organism in Eukaryota, Metazoa, Porifera, Calcarea, Leucosolenida, Sycettidae. Gene Ontology annotation, biological process: proteolysis. The transcript is spliced from 2 exons. The record is from RefSeq and is a predicted model, not a curated record. Bases 1 to 2439 code for a protein of 812 amino acids. Gene Ontology annotation, molecular function: zinc ion binding; nucleic acid binding; aspartic-type endopeptidase activity.